This is a messenger RNA of Nematocida minor, 360 nucleotides long. RefSeq lists its product as uncharacterized. The transcript has a single exon. The record is from RefSeq and is a predicted model, not a curated record. NCBI's taxonomy places the organism in Eukaryota, Fungi, Microsporidia. The coding region runs from base 1 to 360 and encodes 119 amino acids.
AUGUGCUCCAUACGAUCAGAAAUCCCAGAAGAAGUGACAGAGGAAACUAAAGCUGCUUCAGUGAUGAGCAUUCUACAGAGAUAUUUGGAAGAUGAAGAUAGUGCAUAUGCAGAGACAGCAAAGGAGUACAAUAGAAAGUACAAGCCAGAAAUAGAAAUAACGGAAUUUGAGGUAAAAAAGAUACAAGAGGGCGUGCAGCCGAACACUCCUGCAGUUUCGUUUAUUAUAGCAAAUAUAGUAAGUCUUGUUAUCAGGAAAAGCCCAAAAGGAAACUUCAUUUUUUAUUCUGGUGACCGUGCUCCUGUAUUUCAAAUGCAUCUUCUGUGUCCCGAUCCGUCUUGCUUUCUUUGUUCUGAAUAA